AAACAUCACCACCUUGUAACCGACUUCACAGCAUUCAACAGUGCUGGUCAGUCAGGCAACGAAGCAGGGCAGACUACUGAAAGAGGGAGUUAACAAACAGGGAAGAGAGGAAGAAAAAAGAUUUCUGCUCGUCCACUUAACAAGGGGAUACUAAUGCACCAACUUGACCGAAACGGAAAAGAAAAAGCUCUGUUUCCUUAUCAUACAGACAUGAGUUUAGGAGCAGCAUGCGUCUUCCUGAGAGGAGGGAAACAUAUUGAAAGAGAGUUGGCUGAAGAUGAAAUUGAAGAGCUGCGUGAGGCAUUUACUGAGUUUGACAAGGACAAGGAUGGGCUAAUCAGUUGCAAGGACCUUGGCAACCUGAUGAGGACAAUGGGCUACAUGCCCACAGAGAUGGAGCUGAUCGAGCUGAGCCAAAACAUCAACAUGAACCUUGGUGGGAGAGUAGAUUUUGAGGACUUUGUUGAACUGAUGGCCCCAAAGCUACUGGCUGAGACUGCUGGAAUGAUCGGAUUGAAAGAACUGAAGGACGCUUUCAAAGAGUUUGAUUCAGAUGGAGAUGGGCAGAUCACAACGGAGGAGUUACGAAAUGCCAUGACCAAGCUGAUGGGGGAGCACAUGUCUCGAAGAGAGAUUGAUACUGUCGUACGAGAGGCAGACAAUAACGGGGAUGGAACAGUAGACUUUGAAGAAUUUGUUAAGAUGAUGUCACGCCAGUGAUGGAAAAGGACUGCUUGGAUAAAGAAUUCCCUCUCACACGCACACCCCACCCUCACACACAGACAAACAAACAUUCACAUACACACUACAAUGAUUUAAACUAGUCAACACAUACACAAAGGCAGAAGUGAGAAAGUCUAUGCAAGUCUCUAAUGCAGUAAUAUAUUUCCACACAUAUAACACAACUGUAAAAUAUUAAUAUUAUUUAUAACAUGAAUGCAAAAUGUACAUGUGUUUUUAAACAGAACAGCAUUAUAGUUUAAUGUCAUUUGUACAUAUAUAUAUGAUGACAUUUUUUUUGUUUUGUUUUUGAAAGUUAUAUAUAUUCUACAAUAAAUUAUAUGGGGAAGAA
Esox lucius (northern pike) is the source of this 1072-nucleotide messenger RNA. RefSeq names its product calcium binding protein 5a (gene cabp5a). Lineage: Eukaryota; Metazoa; Chordata; Actinopteri; Esociformes; Esocidae. The record is from RefSeq and is a predicted model, not a curated record. Bases 154 to 720 code for a protein of 188 amino acids. The transcript is spliced from 7 exons. Gene Ontology annotation, molecular function: calcium ion binding.